AUACGUGCACACACUCAGUUUCAACUUGCUCCGACUGUCCUUCGAGUGUCUCUAGCUUCCAAAUCAAAAGUCAGAGCACUCACAAUCUCAGUUCUUGAAACCCAAGAGAAAUGAAGAAGUUGGUGGUGAAGGUGAAUCUACAUGAUGACAGAGACAGGAGCAAGGCCAUGCAAGUAGUUUCUGGUUUCGGAGGGAUUGGGUCUCUGUCUAUGGACUCGAAGGACAACAAACUGACGGUAUCCGGCGAUUUCGACCCUGUCAAGGUGGUGAACAAACUGAGGAAAUCUUGGCACACAGAAAUCGUAAGCGUUGGAGCAGCCAAGGAAGAUGAUGGCAAGAAAGGCGAGGGCAAGAAAGAAGAGGGCAAGAAGGACGAUCAAGUCGCCAAUCUUGUGAAAGCCUAUGAAGCAUACUAUUCUACGCCGGUCACAUAUUACUGCGUGCCCCCAGAAGAGACCCCAAAUUGUGUAAUUUGUUGACGAUCAAGUCGCCAAUUGAAGUAAGGUUGAUUAUGCCUCACGUACGCAAGUGGAGUACCUUUUCUAGAAUUGUAGGCUUUUAUUGAGUCGUUCGGUACUUGUAUGUGCGUAGGGUGUACAUAUAUAGAGAGAUUGGUUUUCACUUGAGGAACUCAAGGUAUGGAAAAUCCAUUAUGUACUCCAU
Messenger RNA from Eucalyptus grandis, 663 nucleotides. RefSeq lists its product as hypothetical. The coding region runs from base 111 to 479 and encodes 122 amino acids. Gene Ontology annotation, molecular function: metal ion binding. The record is from RefSeq and is a predicted model, not a curated record. NCBI's taxonomy places the organism in Eukaryota, Viridiplantae, Streptophyta, Magnoliopsida, Myrtales, Myrtaceae. The transcript has 3 exons.